Messenger RNA from Ipomoea nil (Japanese morning glory), 674 nucleotides. RefSeq names its product 3-dehydroquinate synthase, chloroplastic-like. Bases 18 to 653 code for a protein of 211 amino acids. The transcript is spliced from 4 exons. Gene Ontology annotation, molecular function: 3-dehydroquinate synthase activity. The record is from RefSeq and is a predicted model, not a curated record. NCBI's taxonomy places the organism in Eukaryota, Viridiplantae, Streptophyta, Magnoliopsida, Solanales, Convolvulaceae. Gene Ontology annotation, biological process: aromatic amino acid biosynthetic process.
UCUCUCUCUCUCUCGCUAUGGCGUCUUCUUGUUUCUGCCCACCCAAUCCCGCCUUCUCCCCACACUCCCACCGCAAAGCCACCCUAUGUGACUUCGUCGUGCGCCUCCCUGCCUCCGCUACUCUUCCUUCUCGGUGCCGUUUGGAGUAUAAUGCUCCCAACCGACUAAAGGUGUUUGCAAGCUCCGCGGUUCCCGCGAUGGAUCAGUCUCCUCAGAGUAAAGCAUCUUCUCCCGUCCCCACGGUUGUUGAGGUUGAUUUGGGUGACCGGAGCUACCCGAUUUACAUCGGCUCUGGUCUUCUUCAUAAACCCGAGUUUCUUCAGAGGCAUAUUCAUGGCAAGAAAGUUCUUAUAGUCACAAAUACUACAGUAGCUCCAUUAUAUCUGGACAAAACUAUCAGUGCUUUAACAGAUGGAAAUCCUAAUGUUAGUGUUGAAACUGUGAUCUUGCUAGAUGGAGAGAAAUUUAAGAACAUGGAAACUCUCAUGAAAGUUUUUGAUAAAGCUAUUGAAUCACGAUUGGACCGACGGUGUACAUUUGUUGCUCUCGGUGGUGGAGUUAUUGGUGAUAUGUGUGGAUAUGCUGCUGCUUCUUAUCUCCGGGGAGUUAAUUUUAUUCAGAUUCCUACAACUGUUAUGGCACAGGUACAAUGAGUUUCCCUCUUUUGAAUCUAA